AUGCGCCUAACAAUUCUUCGUCCUCUUCUAUCUCCCAUCACAAUGCUCUGCCUCACUGCCAUUCUUGCCGACUUGUGGAAGUUGGGGCCGCCAGGAAACUUUGUUCUUCCGUGGAAGACCCUGAAUCCGCCAUCUGUACUGGCUCUACGACUAAAUACCCCUAUCCAUUUUCGUCGACCGCUGCUUCUAGCUUCUGCCGCAAAUCAACUGCCGCCCAGCUCUGAUCAGUCCCAACAUCAGCAUCUACAACAAGACUGUCAGUCUCAAACUCACAGUCUUCAAACGGCAAGCAUUCGGGCCAGUGCCGCCUUCAACCUGACCUCGCAUUUACACUUUCCUUACCAUCCGACACAUCUCCACUGGCCAUAUCACCACCAAACCCAUCAUCACCACUUGGAACGGCAUUGUCCGGUAGAAGAAAAACUCAUAUCUCGUUCUAAAGGUCUUUUUCAAUUCUCCCCAAAACAACUAGCCGAGCAGGUCACAUACCUUGAAGCGCAAAAAUACUAUCAACUAGAGGUUAGAAGUUUAUGUUUAAUUUUUUUCAAUAAACGUAUUUGA
This is a messenger RNA of Protopolystoma xenopodis, 561 nucleotides long. The record is from the annotation of a GenBank genome assembly. Lineage: Eukaryota; Metazoa; Platyhelminthes; Monogenea; Polystomatidea; Polystomatidae.